Molecule: messenger RNA, 1197 nt
Organism: Ramularia collo-cygni
Lineage: Eukaryota; Fungi; Ascomycota; Dothideomycetes; Mycosphaerellales; Mycosphaerellaceae
Exons: 3
Coding region: 1-1197 (398 amino acids)
Source: RefSeq, a predicted model, not a curated record
AUGUCGUCUCUUCCUUCCAGUGUGCCACCACGUCGGACCAAUUUGAUGACCAGGACCUGGCAAGCCGCCGGUCGCGUUUUCUCACGCAAAAACACCACCAAUACCGUCGCCGGCGUCAAGAAGGAGAAGGUGCCUACCGCCGUCGGCGGUCUCGCCUCCACCUCCGUUCCCCGCGCUAGCCUCUCUCCCGCUCCACCCUCUCCAGCCUCUCCAAGCAUCCAAGACAAUAAGAGCAUGAGCGCCUUCCAUAGCGAUGACACUUCUCACAACGUCGACGACGGCGACGACAAUAAUAUCUAUUCGACAAAUACCGGUCGGGAGAACAAUAUCCGCUCGGUGACCUUCGGGCAGGAUAGUGAUGUCCGCUCGGUGACCUUCGGCCGGGAGACUCCUCCAGCAAAUAUCAGCUAUCCUCCUGCUCUACUCUCAUUAUCUUCUCCUCACAACCAAGAUAACCAGGUGAUGAGCGCCUUCGACGCCACCGGUAAUAACGACGAUAAAGCCCGCUCGAUAAGGCUCGGUCGGCAGAGCCCUUCACCUACUAGUAGCACCCAUCCUACUCCGCUCUCUCUGCCCUCUUCGCCCUCUGCUCGAAGUCAAGAUAAUAAGGACAUGAGCGACUGCUACAGCGCCGAUAGUUCACACGACGUCGACGAUAAGGACGACAACAAUAUCUCUUCGACAAACGCUGGUCGGGAGAGCAAUAUCCCCGAGGAGACCCUUAGUCGGGAGAGCGAUGUCCCCGACGAAACCCUCAGUCAGGAGAGCGUCAUCCGCCCAUCCCGGGGUCGGGGUCGUCCAGCUGGGUCUGGCUUGCGCGAAGAAUACACGCCGACCGUCCACGGCGCGUAUUAUAGCCUUGGAGGAAACGCUGUCGGUAUGGCCCUUGCUCCGGCGAUCAUGAGCAAACGCUCGCACGCUGCCCGGAUUGAGGAGACUACCCAUGGGGUGAAUCGUGCGCCACGCAAGUGCCGGGCGUGUCGCGCAAAUGAUGGUCGCUCUGGUGGUGACCGUCCAUGCCGCGUCUAUACGGCCGCGGMUGCGGCGAUUUUCGAUCGAGGAUAUGCACCUGGGAUCAACAGUAAUGGUGUUUCUGCGGGAGUGCUACAUUGGCUGGAGAUGAACGGAAGAUCUCCGUUAGCAACUGAGCCAGAUGCCAGCGGCAGGAAUAACAGCAGCAGUACCAACAAGGCCUGA